Messenger RNA from Owenia fusiformis, 1133 nucleotides. The record is from the annotation of a GenBank genome assembly. NCBI's taxonomy places the organism in Eukaryota, Metazoa, Annelida, Polychaeta, Sabellida, Oweniidae.
AACCAAUAUAUAAUGAUGAGUAUAUAAUUCAUAAGCUCAAAAAUCUCACACAGAGGUGUGAAAUCACAAUUUUGUAUGGAGCCUUCUAUAAUGAAAAGUAUCCAAUUAAUACAUUGAGAAAUCAUGCAAUACGUCAUGUACAAUCUGAAUAUCUACUUUUAUUAGAUGCUGAUUUUUUACCAUCACUUAACUUUCAAAAACAUGCCAAAUCAGAGAUAAAUCGAUUAAAAUUUGUCCUAGAUCUUCAUGAUAAUUCUUAUACUACAGACAUGGACAGAGCUGCACUUGUAGCACCAGCCUUUGAGUAUUUGAAAAACCCAUUCAAAUCAAACAACCUAGCAAAAUCAAAAGUAGAGCUUAGUCAAUUAUACAAAAAACAAUCUGAAAUUAGAAUAUUCAAUGGUGUAUGGUCUGAAAACCACAAAGCAACAGACUAUGAAAAAUGGUUUGAAACAAGUUAUUCCUACGAAGUGACAGAUUAUCAAAUUAAAUAUGAACCUUAUGUUGUAUUAAGAAAACACAGCCAGCUUCCUUUAUAUGAUGAACGUUUUGUUGGGUACGGAAUGAAUAAAGUUAGUUAUCUGAUGGAGUUAAAAGCUGCUGGGUACACAUUUAUUGUGCUCCCUAAUUGCUGGGUGUCUCAUAUACCUCAUGAGAAAACAAAUAACAAUCAAGAGUUCUCCUAUGAUGCAGUAGCUAGACUCAAAAAUAGAGUAUUAAGAUAUGAGUUUAUGGCAGAUUAUACAAGAAGGUAUGAGAUUGGAGGGUGUUCUGAACCUGACCAUGGAGAAGAUUUAUAAAUUGCCAUGUAACUUUUCAUCAGGUAACCAUGGUAUCUCAGAAUGAUGUAUAUAUACUUUACAUAUAUGUUUUUUAGCAUUUUAAAUUAUCUGAUGGUAUCAUCUUGCAAAUAUAUAAUUUUAUCCAAUGGAUACUAAAUAUUAAUGGCCGAUAAUGACAAAAGAUAAUUUUGGUAUGCGCCAUUAAAAUCGUAUCCAACUCAUAUGACAAUGACAUCUUACAAAUAGUAUCAGUCGGAUACCAGUUUUCAUUAGUUUUGAAUUUGGCGCAAAAUAACCACUUGUCUGUUUGAUCUUCAACAAUAUAGUUCUAAGAUUAUGUGCUCAGUAAAA